UUUGUAAUUGAUGUUUGAUCAGGAUUCUCAUUCAAAUCCUCUGUAGUUACGUCACUCUACCUCUGUAUGCAUUGGUUACACAGAUGGGUACGAGUAUGAAACCCACCAUCUUCAACGACAACGUAGCGACGGCUCUUAAACAGUGGCACCACACGGCGAAGAAGCAAAUAAAGCAUGGCAAAGGAAGUGUCACAGGUACAGCAACACCAGUAUCAAGUAGGCCAUCAACCCCGUCGCGUAGCGCGUCUCCCAUCCAUCUCUUGCGCAACUACCGUGGCGAGCUCUCCGACGAUCUCCCAACCUCUCCAAUACUCUACAAUGUCGAAGCUUCCCCUGAUCAUUGGGAACUUAAAGACUCACCUCCCACGGAUAAUCAACUCAGUGAUGGUUCUUCUACCUCUCACCAUCAGCAGCAGCAUUUGCAGAAGCUUGUGCACCGUGGUAGUGUAAUUGAUGUAGAGGAAUAUGAGAGAGAUGAUGAUGAGAGUGGUGAGCCUCAGAGAUUAACGCGACUUCCAACACCAUCUCGCUCUACCCGUACCGGCCAGCAUGAAAUCGAUAUGGGUUCAGUCGAAUUCUCCUUUGGCAAGAGACCUAGAACGUAAAAAAUAAUGAUACGUAUCCAUUAUCUCAAUUCAAUUCAUUGCCCCCAAGAAG
Messenger RNA from Telopea speciosissima, 657 nucleotides. RefSeq names its product MLO-like protein 2. Bases 84 to 605 code for a protein of 173 amino acids. Gene Ontology annotation, biological process: defense response. NCBI's taxonomy places the organism in Eukaryota, Viridiplantae, Streptophyta, Magnoliopsida, Proteales, Proteaceae. The transcript has 2 exons. Gene Ontology annotation, cellular component: membrane. The record is from RefSeq and is a predicted model, not a curated record.